AAAAUAUACUUUUAAUAUGCCAUAAAAAAUAUUUUUUUAACCAAUUACAUAGAUUUAGCAAAAAAUAAGAAAAAAAAAAAAGAAAAAAGAAAAAGAUUAAGUACUAAUUAUUUGGAAGAGGAGGAUACUACAGAAUUUCAGUUGAUCGAAAAAAUUGGCGAAAAUGGCUGCGGCUGCUUCUUCUUCCUCUUUACUGUUGAAUCCUUUGACUUCUCCUCUCUGCAAUUCCAAGAAAUCAUCCACAGACCCUACUUCGGAGACUCUGAGAGUGCGUCUUUUGGGUUCUGUCACUACUGCAGCUGCUCCUCUCAGAUUGACGAGGCAACACAAGAAGCAUGGGAAGGUGUCGUAUUCCGGUCUCUCUGUUACCUGCAAAGCUGUGUCCGUCCCUCCUCAGACUGAGAUUGAAGGUCUUAACAUUGCUGAAGACGUCACUCAGCUUAUUGGAAAAACACCGAUGGUGUAUUUGAACAAUAUUGUGAAAGGUUCUGUUGCAAACAUUGCUGCCAAGCUUGAGAUCAUGGAACCAUGUUGCAGUGUCAAGGACAGGAUAGGUUACAGUAUGAUAGCUGAUGCUGAGAAAAAAGGAGUUAUAACACCUGGAAAGAGUAUUCUAGUGGAACCUACAAGCGGGAACACUGGCAUUGGCCUUGCAUUCAUAGCUGCUUCAAGAGGUUAUCGGCUCAUCUUGACAAUGCCAGCAUCAAUGAGUUUGGAAAGAAGAGUUCUUUUCAAAGCAUUUGGAGCUGAGCUUGUUUUAACUGAUGCAGCAAAGGGCAUGAAAGGGGCAGUUCAGAAAGCUGAAGAGAUUUUGAAAAGCACACCCAACGCAUACAUGCUGCAACAGUUUGACAAUCCUGCAAAUCCUAAGAUACAUUAUGAGACAACUGGUCCAGAGAUCUGGGAGGACACAAAAGGAAAAGUGGACAUUUUUGUUGGAGGGAUUGGAACUGGGGGAACAAUAACGGGAGUAGGUCGGUUUCUUAAAGAGAAAAAUCCUAAAAUCAAGGUUGUUGGUGUGGAACCUUCAGAGAGCAACAUACUUUCUGGUGGAAAACCUGGUCCUCACAAGAUUCAAGGGAUUGGAGCUGGAUUUGUACCACGGAACUUGGAUCAAGAAGUGCUUGAUGAAGUUAUAGAGAUAUCCAGUGAUGAAGCUGUUGAAACAGCAAAGCAGUUGGCACUGCAGGAAGGCUUGUUGGUUGGCAUAUCUUCUGGAGCAGCAGCUGCUGCUGCUAUAAAAGUUGGAAAAAGACCUGAGAAUGCUGGGAAGUUGAUUGCGGUAGUGUUUCCCAGCUUCGGAGAAAGAUACCUGUCAACUGUCCUUUUCCAGUCUAUUCGAGAAGAAUGUGAGAAAAUGCAGCCUGAACCAUAAAAAUCCCUUCUAUAAUUUAUUGACAGGAGGAAACUAUUUUUUUGGACCUUUGCUUUCCCUUUGUUAAUAGUAAGUACACCAACUGGGCAUAUUUGUUUUGAAUUUCCACUUCCACACUUUGUGACCUUACUAACCUUUAAGUGAAACUCCUGUAUCUAUGUAUGAUUUUCUUCUACUUAGUCUUUAUAAUUAUAGCUCUCUGAUUCAAUAAUCAAUAUCAGUUGAA
Messenger RNA from Rubroshorea leprosula, 1601 nucleotides. The record is from the annotation of a GenBank genome assembly. Lineage: Eukaryota; Viridiplantae; Streptophyta; Magnoliopsida; Malvales; Dipterocarpaceae.